AUGGCCAGCUGGGUGUUCUGUAAUCGCUGCUUCCAGCCGCCGCACCAGACGUCGUGCUUCAGCCUGACCAACUGCGGCCACGUGUACUGCGACGUCUGCCUGGACAAAGGUAGAAAGGGCGAGUGCUUGAUUUGUAAAGUGCCUUGUCGCACACUUUUACUUUCAGAACACACGGAUGCGGAUAUCCGGGCGCUGUUCAUGGGUAUAGACGACCUGUGUAGGAAGUACUCAAAGGAGACCUUCCGGGUUUCAGAAUUUCAAGAAAAGCACAGAAGGAGACUGUUGGCCUUCUAUAGAGAAAAGAUCUCAAAGCUGGAAGAGUCCCUUCGGAAGUCAGUGCUGCGGUUGGAACAGCUGCAGGGUGUGAGAUUGUCACAGCAGACAGCUUUCAGCACAAUAAAAACUCCAGUUUCGACUCCUUCGGCACGGCCAGGCGGACACCUCCGGCCCCCUGACUCGUCAGCCUCCAACAGGGUGGAGUCCAUGCAGGUCGACCUCACUCCUUCCCCAGCGAGAAAACCUGAGGUCACGGCUGGCCCGGCAAGAAUCUCUCUGAUCAGCCCGCCUCAUGAUGGACGCAUGGGCAGCGUCGCCCGCCACGGCCCUCAGCCCCUCGGCCCGACGCCAAGUCACAGGGAGCUGCCCCAGGCCCUCAGGGUCCCACCGCUGCCUGUCCCCGGCAAGGGGCUGUCCCAGGUGCCCGCGCCCCAGGCCCCAGGCCGAGCAGGAAGAGGGGGCUCGCCCAGCCUGGGGGGCUCCCAGGCAGCGGCCCCCAGGCAGCCCAUCAGCAUCUCCGCACUGCUGCAGAGACAGCACGCAGGGUCUGCUGGCCUCGAGGGAGUCCCACACGGAAGGUGA
Molecule: messenger RNA, 858 nt
Organism: Puma concolor (puma)
Lineage: Eukaryota; Metazoa; Chordata; Mammalia; Carnivora; Felidae
Gene: RNF212
Product: ring finger protein 212
Biological process (GO): protein sumoylation; reciprocal meiotic recombination; homologous chromosome pairing at meiosis
Cellular component (GO): synaptonemal complex
Molecular function (GO): SUMO transferase activity
Source: RefSeq, a predicted model, not a curated record